GCUAGCUAGGGAGAGAGUGCUGGGUCUGUGGUUAGCAUCUGACACAGGCCAGCGCCUUCAGCGCGCCCGUGCGCCAUCGAUGCGACGCCUCAUGCGCCCCCUCCUCCUGCCCCUCAUCGUGCAUGCGCUAAAGAGCACGGACAUCAAGAGCGUCGCCCCGGUGCAGCGCGCGGCGGCGGGGCAGGUCGUGCUCGCGCCGCGCAACGAGUACAACCACUUCCUGCGGCAAGCCGCCGUUUUGGUCGUGGAACACACGGAGCGGGGGUCGCUCGGCGUGUCGCUGGACUCGCCGACGCUGCUGACGAUCGGCGAGGCGGCGAAGGGCUUGCUGGAGGACAGCGAGCUCGCGGAGAACCGACUCUUCAUGGGCGGCGAGUACGGCGGCGACAGCGCGACGAUGAUCCACGCGUGCGAAGACGUCGCGGGUGCGCGGCGGCUCGGCGGGUCGGAUUUGUUCCUGGGGGGCCUCGCCGACGCGGCGAAGCGCGUCAACGCCGGCAUCAACCGCCCGGAGGACUUCAAGUUCUUCUUCAACUUCUGCAAGUGGGCGCCGGGCGAGUUGGACGACGCCAUCGCCGACGGGCGGUGGCGGGCGCUCACGGGCGUGCCGCGCGAGGUCGUCCUCGACCAGGACCCGUUCGCGGACCGGGGGAAGCUCUGGCGGACGCUCGGGCGGGCGGCGAAAAGGAAUCAUCGUGUGUAAAUUUUGUUUGCUUGUA
Pelagomonas calceolata is the source of this 719-nucleotide messenger RNA. The record is from the annotation of a GenBank genome assembly. Lineage: Eukaryota; Pelagophyceae; Pelagomonadales; Pelagomonadaceae.